UCAGACCUUCUCUUUAGAACGCUAGUGUACAACACGUGUAUUGGACGGUUUCUGGUAGCUGCAGCAGAAUAGACUACAGAAUAUUAACGUGAAUAACGUGAUCUAGUUACAACAUAUGCUGAUUUAUGGCGCUGUUUUAUACAAAUGUAACCGGUUAUGAGUAAAGUUUCACUUCCUGGUGUGUGACUUGAAACUGCCACUUUAUGAGGCGAGUGUAUUAAACCAACGCUAUAUCAUGUCUUCACCUGUGGGUGAAGCGAUCAGACUCUGCAGAGACGAGGAGCUGAAACUAACCCAAACUAUCCGACAAUAUAAAGACAUUUUACGGUCCAUGAAAACACGUGUGAAAGACAGCAGUGAAGCAGAAACGCCGACCAGCGUGAACCAUCAUGACGUUCCUCUGGAAGAGAGACAAGAGGUUGAGCUCCUAGAACAAGCUCUGAAAAAGGCUUUCAAAAUCCGCAGCAACUCUGCAGUUGGCUCGAAUUACCAAGAAAAAACAUUUUCAGGUAGCAGCGCUAGAAAUGCUCCUGCUGUUAAUGACAGUGGUAAAAGAAACCCACAAAAAUCCUCAUUGACCUUUGAGGUGAAAGGAAGCUGUCAGCGUGGAGAACAAUUAAAACGCAGUGCUGCCUGUGGAGACAGUGCUGCACGGCAGGAUCUGGGCAAAACAGUGCCUUCAUCUCGGCCUACAAUCAAAGGGAAGCAGUCGGGAAUAAAACCUUUUUCGACGCAGAAAACUACAAGAGUCAAUGUCCAGAUAAAGCCCUGCCAGAUGACCAGAUCUUCCCUAGACAGAGGUGUGAAGAAUACCAGUGUAUCUUCUUCAGAAGAGAGAACUUCUUCAGAUCAACAGAUAAAAAUGCAAAGUGUAACAUCAUCUCCUAAAGAGCAAUGGGUGCCCUCUCCUUUCUUACCAUCAUGGCAGACACAACGAGCCAAAAAGAACAAGCUGUGGAAUAAAGUUUUGACCAGACAUUCUAAGGCUGUACCAGAGAGAGACCACUUCAAGAAGAGACUUAUUAGUACUUUUCCCACAGAAUGGGCUUCUGUCCACAAAGCAACCAUGGAAGCAGAGCUGGAUGUCCUUACGCAGCUAGGGCUGGACCUGACUCACUGCUAUAACGCAGAGCUCCAAAGCCACCAAAUGGGAUGGAGUCCAGAACCAUCCACAGAGAAGGAAUAUGAAUCUCUACUAAUGCUGGCAGGCCUGGAAAAAAUGAUGGGCCUGGUCAUUAAGGAAGCUGGUCGCCUCAAAAAAGAUUGGGAGAGGAAUAUGGCAUGGUGGCAUGGGGCAUUGUGUCCACUGCGCAGCAGGGUUGAGUGGCACCUCUCAGGGCAACCCUGCCUGCCCCCAUUACUGGCCUAUAGCAGCAAAGUAGAGCUAGAAGAUCUGCACAGCCUGAGACUACAGGUAGCUCAGCUGAAGCUGGAGAUCCACAUGCACCAGGCCAUGUGUGAUGCACUCCUAGAUCUGAUCAGUGAUUCCUCCUCCUCUUCUGGGCACCUCAGUGCUACAGCCCUACGUGGUGUGUAUUCACUUCUGGGAGAGGGAGGUGCUCAGUUUCCGAGCCUGGUUUUGGACAUCGAUUCAGCUCAAACAUAAAGACCGCAUUCAUUUUCACAUCGAGUGGACAAAGUGAUGACCCUGGACUGAUUUAGGCCCUAUGCACUGAUUGGAUACUGUGCUCCUACACCAGACACGAGCAGGAUUUUUUUGCUGUAUGUGUUUGACAGAUGUCUACUCAAAUGCCUCUUAUCUGCUGUGUUAAAUACUGACAGCCAAGAGCCUGCAGCUGCUUGGCUGUAGCAGGGAUAAAUCUGCCAGCUGCAGUUAACAGCUGUCUCUCCUCUAUUUACCACCAUUUUAAAUCAGGAGUUGAUCUGUAAGCUCAUCAGCAGCUUUUACAUUUCAAGUAUCUAUAUUACAAAGUCUGUUAAUAUGCAUGUUGUGGUCUCGUGUAUCUCAUGAGUCAUGUUUUGCUGAGUUUUUACCAGACAGCACCAUGAUACAAAUUAGAUUAGAUUAAGCUGUGCCUGCCCCCCCGGUUUGCACCUUCUGCCAUUACAUAGAUUGUACAACUUGUGUGUGUUGAAAGCAAUGAAACAUGUAAAAUGAGAAGAUUGAGCACCUGGGGGUUUCUUGAUAGUGCUUGAAAUGGUAAUCACAAUUUUGCGAUGACUUUGGGAAUAAAUUAGAUUUUAUUUUACUUCUGAAGUUUAAAUCUCCAGAGGACAAUCACUGAACUUUUAUAAUCCUAUAUCCUCUUUUUAUUUUUUCAUUUAUUUAAAAAUAAGAAUUAUACAUAGAAACACAAUCAGUCCAUAAAUAAAUAUGACAGCCAAGUGCUUGUUAAGAAUUUAGAUUGCAUACUCAAAGUUUGUUUCCAUCUCACUCAGAUAUUCUGUCUUUGAUCAGUGGAUUAUUUUUAAUUAUUCUGCAGGCUUAAAGAAGUUAUUACAUACUAUAAUGCAAGAACCAAUAUAGGCAGACACAUAUACAGUUAGUUAACAGUUUAUUUAUUUCCUGUUAUUUUGUGAAAAGGGAGAAUAUGUCCCUAUUCUACAACUGACUUAAAAACAGAAGUGUGUAGGUUAAGAAUAAGACAGCAGUGUUUAUUGUCUGCAGGCCUGAUUUUAAAAAAAAUCUAUUCUUAGGUAUCUAUCUAGCAAAUACAUCCCAUAAGAACAGGCGAACAAAUUUGGCAGAUUAUACAUAUUAGCUGGGCCUUUAAAUAAUAUACUACUGGAAAUAAAUUUAUCAAAUAAUAUAGAAUCACAAUUGAGUUAUUGACACUUACAGGUUAUCGAGAGUCCCAGCAGCUGAGAUCACUCUGAGAUAAGAACUAGUGAAGUUUUCCUCACUGAUCUGAUCCUGCAUGUGUAAUCAUGUAUUUUUUUUAGCACAAUGAACCAGUUUUUAAAUGUCUCCUUGGUUACACAGAAGACAUGAAUGACACAUUGGUUUUAUGCAGCGUUAUAUGUCAACUACAUAGCUUUUAUGCACAGCUUAGAUUUAACAUGCUGCCAGCUCAACAGUGUGACUCAUCCUACUCUUUGCAAUACAAUGAAAGUCCGAUUUGUCAUCAGUGUAGAGUGUACGCAGUGUGAUCAAUGCUCUCCAUGCCUUGUAUGAGCACUUUAUUUAUGCCAGACUCUUGUAGGUGAAAGUGAGAUCCUGGCCAUGUAGGCUGGUCCAGACGGGGGGGACAGGUGGUGCUGGUUGGAGCCUCCUCCAACCCCUACGCACUCCUCCUUUCUCAGUGACUCACCAAGAAAAUGGGGAAACCAAAAGAGAGCACAACAAAGUGGACAAACAACAGAUGAGACACCCACCCCACAUGCAUGAACUCACUCACCUUUAAACCACCAAGCUCAUCCUUAUAUCAUCAAUGCAUUGACCUGCUUUAACGGAGGGAAAGACAUGUAGGUGACUGGUGUAUGGCCUGUAAUUCCAUGCAAUCGGGAAACAAGAUGAUUCUCUAUAACGGUGAUAUUCCUUCCAGUCAUGAUCUUUGUCUCAAAGGCAUAACCGAGUGUUUGUCUGAUGCAAAGCUCUCUCAUUGUUUAUGAUCAUUGAUUCUUGGCUCUCAUACUCUGGGCUUCCAGAUUUCCGUAACCCCUAUAUUCUGCUCUGUCGCACUAAUUCAUUCUGUAUAUUUUAUUAUAAAUUGAACUAUAUUGCUUAA
Molecule: messenger RNA, 3689 nt
Organism: Tachysurus vachellii
Lineage: Eukaryota; Metazoa; Chordata; Actinopteri; Siluriformes; Bagridae
Product: tubulin epsilon and delta complex protein 2
Exons: 10
Coding region: 236-1606 (456 amino acids)
Source: RefSeq, a predicted model, not a curated record